Molecule: messenger RNA, 1200 nt
Organism: Linnemannia hyalina
Lineage: Eukaryota; Fungi; Mortierellomycota; Mortierellomycetes; Mortierellales; Mortierellaceae
Source: the annotation of a GenBank genome assembly
AUGACCCACGAUACCUCUGCCUCUACCGCCAACAAGAACUCCUUCUCUGGCUUUGGAAGCUUCUCCACCUCAAAGAUGAUCAACUCGACCUCCACCACCGCCUCCUCUGCCACUACCGCUGCUGGCGCCGCCGCCAACACCAAGGACGAGUACGACGGUCAGUACGAACACGACGGCGAGCAGGCUCGCGAGGGAGUCGAGGGACUCGACGCUGACUCUCCCUUGACCCUUCGUGCCUUGGUCUCCACCAAGGAGGCCGGUGUUAUUAUCGGCAAGGCUGGAAAGAAUGUUGCUGAUCUCCGUGACCAAACCGGUGUCAAGGCUGGUGUCUCCAAGGUCGUCCAGGGAGUCCACGAUCGUGUCUUGACUGUCUCUGGCUCUAUCGAGGGCGUUGCCAAGGCGUUCUCGUUGAUUGCUCAAACUCUCUUGGAGAACCCCAUCACCUCUUCGCCUCCCACCACCCCCGUCAACCCUCUUCGUCCCGUUGCCCAGACCUCGUCUGUUCGUCUCCUGAUCUCUCACAACCUGAUGGGCACCAUCAUCGGUCGUCAGGGAUUGAAGAUCAAGCACAUUCAGGACACCUCCUCUGCCCGCAUGGUCGCCUCCAAGGACAUGCUCCCCCAAUCGACUGAGCGUGUUGUUGAGAUCCAGGGAUCCAUUGAUGCUAUCCGCAUUGCCAUCUACGAGAUUGGCAAGUGCUUGGUCGACGACUGGGAGCGUGGCGUCGGCACUGUCCUCUAUAACCCCUCGGCCCCUCGUGCUGCUGGCUCUGGACCUGCCUACACCGCUACCGCCCCUACCACCGGAGCCCGCACCAACACUACCUCUAACAGCAACAGCAACAGCGGAAGCUACACUUCGCGCACAGGCAACGGAUCCGACUUUACUCGCCCCCGCCCCGAGGCCUUCAGCCAGAACAACGCCAACCUUCGCACCCAGGAGAUUUCUAUUCCCGCCGACAUGGUUGGAUGCAUCAUCGGCAAGGGUGGAUCGAAGAUUUCGGAGAUUCGUCGUUUGUCCGGAUCGCGCAUCUCGAUCGCCAAGGUCCCCCACGAUGAUUCUGGCGAGCGCAUGUUUACGAUUGUCGGCACCUUGGAGGCCAACGAGAAGGCGUUGUACUUGCUCUAUGGUCAGUUGGAGGCUGAGAAGGACAAGCGCCUGAACAUGGCCGAGGACCACGUCGAGGAGGACGAGGAGUAA